AUGGCGAUAGGUCAAAUGAAUACCUUCCUGUUUGCCGGUUUUGAUACUACUGCGGCCACCGUCGCAUGGCUGUUUCCUAUUCUCGAGGAAUCAAUGAGAUACCACACCAAUGUUGGUACCAUGCGUCGUGGUGAGCCAGGCUUCUUCCUUGUUGGCCCUCCUGGUUCUGAUCCUGGCUUCGAUGGAAAGAAACUGCCUACCGAAGGCUUCAUUGUCUGGGAUGGCACCUGGGCAGUUCACCGCGACCCUGAAAUUUGGCAUAGACCAGAUGAGUUUCUCCCAGAACGAUUCAUUAUCACUGAUCGCGAAGAUCCAUUAUUUCCGCCAAUUAAUGGCUGGCGGUCCUUUGUGUCGGGGCCUCGAAAUUGUAUCGGGCAGCAUCUCCUUGUACUUGAGGUCAAGUUGGUAAUGGCGCUAGUGACGAGGUACUUUGAUGUUGAGGUUACAUGGGAGAAAUGGGAUCGGGCAAAAGGAACAACCAACGCCAAGAAAGCACCGACAAUAUGGGGCGAUCGUUGCUAUCAGGUUGGAGCAAAUGCACUUCCGAGGGUCAAGGAUAGUAUGCCGGUGCAUGUCAGGGUUCGCGCCUAG
This is a messenger RNA of Fusarium graminearum PH-1, 591 nucleotides long. RefSeq lists its product as uncharacterized. The record is from RefSeq and is a predicted model, not a curated record. The transcript has 3 exons. Bases 1 to 591 code for a protein of 196 amino acids. Gene Ontology annotation, molecular function: heme binding; iron ion binding; monooxygenase activity. Lineage: Eukaryota; Fungi; Ascomycota; Sordariomycetes; Hypocreales; Nectriaceae.